This is a messenger RNA of Phragmites australis (common reed), 2349 nucleotides long. RefSeq lists its product as uncharacterized. NCBI's taxonomy places the organism in Eukaryota, Viridiplantae, Streptophyta, Magnoliopsida, Poales, Poaceae. Gene Ontology annotation, molecular function: RNA methyltransferase activity. Gene Ontology annotation, biological process: RNA processing. The record is from RefSeq and is a predicted model, not a curated record. Bases 69 to 1724 code for a protein of 551 amino acids. The transcript has 15 exons.
UGUCCUCUUAUUAUCCCGUCGCCAUUGCCCUCCUCUAUUCCCGCCUCCCACCCCACCACCGGCGAGCGAUGCCUCCCCCAGCGGGGCUGCUCCCCUGGCCGACGCCGUCCGCUACGCGCCUCGUUACACCGAUCCCAACGCGCCCUCCUCCUCGCACCCGCGUUCGCCCGCCUCCUCCUCCUCACCACCCUCCUCCCCCUUACACUCGCGUUCGUCUUCCUCCUCCGCCGCUUCCUCCCACACCGCCGCCGGCUCGCCUCGAACCCGCCGCCCCAAAUCCAGCCGCCUCCACACCUCUGCCGCCUGCUACUGUCUCCACCGCAUCCUCCUCGUCCACCUGCCUUGAUUGCAUCCACUUCAGCUCGUGCUCAGGGUGCACGCACGAGGUAGACCUGGACAAGCCGCCGGUGCUGCAGGAGGUAGGGAAUUUCUUCAAGGGCCACGGAGUAGGAGAUUUCACCUUCAGUAGGGGCAGGCUGUCAGAAUGGCGCUGCCGGGCAAAGUUAGCGGUUCGUGGAACACCAGAGAACCCGUUGAUUGGCUUAUAUCAGGAAGGGACACAUGUUGUUACAGAUAUUCCAGAGUGCAGAGCUCACCACCCGAGCAUUAAUGCUGCUGUUAAGCUCCUAAGGCAAGGUAUAUCUGAGUUGAACAUUCAGCCAUUUGAUGAAGAUGCUGGAACUGGCGAACUUAGAUAUGUUCAGAUGACUGUGACAACAUAUAACACAUCUAUUCCGGUUGCAAAACGAUAUGAGCAAGGGAAAGUUCAAGUUUCUUUGGUUUGGAAUUCAAGAGACGAGCGCUCGCAAAAUGCAGAGAAAUUGAGUUUAUUGAUAGAAUUCUUGUGGAGAAAUGGUGGGCCAAAGAGUAGUGUUCAUCUGAUCCAUUCUAUAUGGGCUAAUUUUCAGACAUCGGCCAGCAAUAUAAUUUUUGGGCAUAAAUGGAGACAUCUCAAAGGGGAGAGAGACCUGUGGGAGCGUUAUGGGGGAGUUGAUAUUUCUCUGGAUCCUUGUAGCUUUGGCCAGGCUAAUACUCUGUCUUUUAACUCUUUGCUGCAUAAGCUGAACAAGUAUGUACCACGUGGUUCAACAGUUGUUGAUUUGUACGCUGGUGCUGGUGUUAUUGGCCUAUCCGUUGCUGCUUCUAGGAAAUGUCGGUCUGUGAAAUGUGUUGAGAUCAACAAACAGUCGAAGAUGUCUUUUGAGAAAUCAGCAAGCCGUCUUCCAACAAACCUGGGUUGCACCAUCACUUGGCACAAUACUGAUGCUUCAGUUGAACCUGUUCACUGGCUUGAAGGGUCAAGUGUCGUUAUAGUGGAUCCUCCCAGGAAAGGAUUGCACCCAUCUGUUAUCAGUGCUUUACAGAAAGUAGCUUUGUCUGAGCGCAAGGCAUACAAGGCUAAAAGUUCACUUACAAAGGUCAAAGAUGAGAAGAGACCAUGGAUCUUACGGGCAAGGGAGGCAGCUGUUCAUGUUGAUAAUACGACAAUGGAAGAAAGCAGUGAAACAUGGCCUGAAACCCUUAUAUACAUUAGUUGUGGGUGGGAAAGUUUUAAGAAGGACUGCAAAAUCUUGAUAUCCAGCCAGGCCUGGCAGUUGGAGAAUGCUUAUGCUUUUAACUUCUUCCCUGGCACUGAUAGCAUCGAAGUCCUGGCGAUCUUCAAACGGGAAUCAGAAGCUGUUCAAAAGAAAAAGAAGAAAGCAAAAAAGAAGAAGGCCAAGUAGGCUAACAAAAGGCUGACCCAACAUAAACCAUUCGGCUGUACCUGGAAGGCCGGAAGUGGCACGGCUUAAGGUGAUGAUCUCGUCGGCUUUACAUCUAAUGCUGAUCCAGAAGAAGUAUAGAGUGAAUACCGUUAUAGGUGCUCUGCGGAAUUUGACACCCCCCAAACCAAUCAUCAACUCAAUGGUCUGUGAUUAGCACAAGGUAAUUUGAGAAACUUGCUCAGCUAUAUCAUGUUUAGCUUGUACAGGAAGUUCAAGAUACCAAUCAGGAACUUCCAUUGCGGUGAGUAUGAAAUACAGAUAGAAAAGCCACAUAGUUGAAAUAGUCAGAUAGCUCUUCUCAUUUUAUGCAAAUGAUGGAGCUUCAAAUUUUCCCUUGCUACUUCCUGUCAUUCAAAAUGUAGCCGUCCAAAAGGGCCGACUUACCGGAAUGCGAGUUAUGUGCGUGCAGGUUGGCUUGAGGGUGCUGGUGUGUGGGAGAAGGUCCUCCGCAGUUCUCUAGGUGGUUAAUCUGUAUAAAUACAACUCUUAGGCUGAGAGGCUGUUUGGCCUAAUUUUGCAAUCGCUUUGACCGGGCAGUCCAGAAAUUUGGUGAUUGUAGUACAGAUGCAGAGAUUUGAGUGUU